Clupea harengus (Atlantic herring) is the source of this 2024-nucleotide messenger RNA. RefSeq names its product tripartite motif containing 54 (gene trim54). Gene Ontology annotation, cellular component: cytoplasm. Lineage: Eukaryota; Metazoa; Chordata; Actinopteri; Clupeiformes; Clupeidae. The record is from RefSeq and is a predicted model, not a curated record. Gene Ontology annotation, biological process: regulation of microtubule cytoskeleton organization. Gene Ontology annotation, molecular function: zinc ion binding.
CCUAACCCAGUGAUGGUGGAAGCCCAGUUUUGUGUGUGUGUGUUUGGGGAGGGGAGGGGGGGUUGCAGUUUUGACAGUAACUUAACCUAGAGCAAACAGCAAACUAAAAUUAUCCCACUAGGGAGGGGUCUGACUUAUCAGCGGGCGCACAAGUCGGAGAAGCACUGCGACACAAAAACAAGCCGCAGAUAACCGGAGGAAAGGUACAGCACGACUGUUAGCGUCCCCCAGUCCUCUUUGACGUGCUUUUUGAUUCUCUUCUCGUGGAUUAAAAGGGGCUUUUCAGUGACACCCGGAGGCGAUGAACUUUGCGUUGGGCUUCAAGCCGCCCGUGGGGGAGACGAGCACCAUGGACAACCUGGAGAAGCAGCUCAUCUGCCCCAUUUGCCUUGAGAUGUUCACCAAGCCCGUGGUCAUCCUGCCCUGCCAGCACAACCUGUGCAGGAAGUGCGCCAGUGACGUCUUCCAGGCCUCCAACCCGCUGUGGCAGAGCCGUAGUUCCUCAGCCAUCUCUACCGGGGGGCGCUUCCGCUGCCCGUCCUGCCGGCACGAGGUGGUGCUGGACCGCCACGGUGUCUACGGCUUGCAGAGGAACCUGCUGGUGGAGAACAUCAUCGACAUCUACAAGCAGGAGUCCAGCAGGCCCCUGCACCCUCAGCCAGAGCAGCAGCAGCAGCUGAUGUGUGAGGAGCACAAGGAGGAGCGGAUCAACAUCUACUGCCUGAGCUGCGAGGCGCCCACCUGCUCCAUGUGCAAGGUGUUUGGCGCGCACAAGGACUGUGAGGUGGCGCCGCUGCAUAAUGUCUACAAGCGGCAGAAGACAGAGCUCAGCGAUGGCAUAGCGAUCCUGGUGGCGGGAAAUGACAGGAUGCAGGCGAUCAUCUCACAGAUGGAGGACAUCUGCAGAACCAUCGAGGAGAAUGGGCGGCGGCAGAAGCAGGCACUGUGCGACAAGUUUGACGCGCUCUACACCAUCCUGGAGGAGCGCAAGAAGGAGCUGGUGGAGAGCGUGAGCCGGGAACAGGACCGCAAGCUGCGCCACGUGCGCGGCCUCAUCCGUUGCCACGGCGACCACCUGGAGGCCGCUGUCAAGCUGGUUGAGGCGGCCAUCCAGUCCAUGGAGGAGCCGCAGAUGGCUGUGUUCCUACAGAGUGCCAAGGACGUGUUUAAGAAGAUCACCGACACGGCGAAGGCAUCCGACCUGGAGCGGGCUGAGCCCGGCUAUGAGAGCAUGGCCCAGUUUGCCGUUGACACGGACAACGUUGCCGACAUGAUGAGGAGCAUUGACUUUCAGACAGGCUCUCAAAAUGAGGAUGAUGAUGAUCUGGAGGAAGAUGGCGAUGGCCUUCCUGGUGUGGAUGCAGAACCUGGCAGACAUUAGACCCCACUGGCCCCAUCAGGUCUGAACACUGAACAGACCCGAGGGCAUCUCCUGUAAGGAGGACAAAGGCACUAUGAGGGAGGCUUUCCUUAAUCCCAUAAGCGUACAUGCUGGAACCUUCCGCUGCUGUUUGGCGAAGCGCAAAGAUGAGCCUCAGCACCACACUGCAAGAAAAGCAUGAUUCAAGUGUUGUUUUGGUACAUGGAGAUUCUAUGGUAUUCCCCUUGUGCACCUGCUCUGAGGUCCAGGUUUGCUUGACAUUUAUGCGCACUGUCUGUGGUAGUUACUGAUUACCUAGUGGGUUUAACUGAGACGUAGGCAUCCAUUUCUUCACCUUUGUAACAGGUGGCCAAAGACCAUGAAUGUUUAUUUAUUUAAAAAAAAAUUCCCAUAGAACUUCUCAGAGUGUCGAUGAUGAAGAUAGAACAAGAGGGUUUAUUGGAUUGCUUAUCUCAAUAUUGCAGUUAGGCUUGUUUUUUACACAACAAAUAUUGGAGUUAAUGUUCUUGUAAUCAUGAUAUAAACACAAGCGUAUUGUCAUAAACACUAUAGUCUCACAUGGUAUGUACGUUUGGUUGUCUGUGUGAUUUGAUCCUUUAUAAGCUUAUACUUUUUUAUCAAAAAAAAUAAACUUUAAAUUUCA